AUGGGGGAUCAGAAAAUAUCUCAACCUUCAACCUCCGAUGAGCUCACCGAUGUUGAGGAUCAUGCCUUGACGAGCAAAGAUGAGCUCCUGGGCAAGAUAUCAGAGAUGGAGAACUCUCUAGCCGCACUUUCCAACCAGCUUGAGCUUCUACUAGAUAAAUUCUCUCUACUUGUUCUUGUUCUGCCACCUUGA
Prunus armeniaca (apricot) is the source of this 192-nucleotide messenger RNA. NCBI's taxonomy places the organism in Eukaryota, Viridiplantae, Streptophyta, Magnoliopsida, Rosales, Rosaceae. The record is from the annotation of a GenBank genome assembly.